Molecule: messenger RNA, 1040 nt
Organism: Cinclus cinclus
Lineage: Eukaryota; Metazoa; Chordata; Aves; Passeriformes; Cinclidae
Gene: EEF1E1
Product: eukaryotic translation elongation factor 1 epsilon 1
Exons: 4
Coding region: 6-542 (178 amino acids)
Biological process (GO): positive regulation of DNA damage response, signal transduction by p53 class mediator
Cellular component (GO): cytoplasm; nucleus; aminoacyl-tRNA synthetase multienzyme complex
Source: RefSeq, a predicted model, not a curated record
GCAAGAUGGCGGCAGCUGUGCGGGGGGCGGAGGAGUUGGAGCUGCUGGAGCGGCUGCUGGGGCUGUCGGGCGGGAACAAGUACGGCGUCCAGGGGGAGCGGAAGGUUCCUGUUCUCCAAACCAACAAUGGCCCUGGGCUGACAGGGCUGAUGACCAUCGCUGCCCACCUGGUCAGGCAGGCUAGGAAAGACCAGCUGCUGGGAAACACUGCCGAGGAGAAGGCUGUGGUACAGCAGUGGCUGGAAUACAGAGUGACCCGAGUAAAUGGAGGCUCUAGUAAGGAAGAUACUAGAACAAUUCUGAAGGAUCUUAACAUUCACCUUGAAGAUAAAGUCUACCUUGCAGGAAACAUUUUUACUUUAGCAGACAUUUUGAUGUACUAUGGAUUGCAUCAUAUCGUGGUGGACCUCACAGUGCAAGAAAAGGAGAAAUACCUUAAUGUGUCUCGUUGGUUCAACCACAUUCAGCAUUACCCAGGUGUCCGACAGCAUCUGUCCAAUGUCGUCUUUAUCAAGAACAGAUUAUACACUAAUGCUCAUUAAGGCAAAUCUUAGUGUCGUGUUGGCAUGAGGUGUGGGAGUUUGGAAGUUGUACUGUCCAAAGCCACUAACCUGCAAAUACUAUUUUGUAACCUUCUGUAUGUGAACCGAAACUGUCAAUGCCUCAGAUAAUACAACUGCAUUGAAUUGCUGUUGUUCAUUCAAGAAUUAGAACUAAAGAAUUGUUAUUGUAUAUCUGAUUAAAUGGGAAAAUGGUAGAAAGAUGGAAAUGAAGUUUUAAUUCACUAUUUUUAAAAAAAUUUGAAGUUCUUUUAAUUAAACAUUCUAGUGAAAUUACAUUAUCUUUACCAUCAAUUAUUCACUCCUUUUACUAUUUAUUGAAUUUUUAUGUAUAUCAACCAGCUUUCCUUUUGUUUUCCAUGGAUGUUUACACUAUUUUGUACAAGUUAAGAGCUAUAUUGUGUGCCAAGGAUAUGAAAAAGGGAACAUGCAAAUGUUACAAAGUAUUUAUGUGACCGAAUAAAUUAUUUUAAAACUGUA